This is a messenger RNA of Striga hermonthica, 666 nucleotides long. The record is from the annotation of a GenBank genome assembly. NCBI's taxonomy places the organism in Eukaryota, Viridiplantae, Streptophyta, Magnoliopsida, Lamiales, Orobanchaceae.
AUGGAUCCCGAGCAGCUGAAGAUUAUGGGAAAUGAAGACUAUAGAAACGGCCGGUUUACCGAGGCACUUGCUCUAUUAGGAGAAGCCGAGGGGGCCAUGCACCAUUUCAAGCAAUCGGGAUCAGAAGCUGAUCCCGAUUACAUGAGAAAGGCCAAGCAGAUUCAAUCACAUUUGAACAAGUGUACUGAGGCAAAAAGGCAGCACGAUUGGCACAAUUUGUACAAAAAAACCGAGCUUUGUAUAGCUGCCGGUGCUCAUUCGGCACCGUUGAUAUUCGGCUUGAGAGCCGAGGCAUUGUUGAGGCUUAACCGGCAAGAAGAAGCGAUCGAGUCUAUGGAAAAGGGCUCAAAAUUCGAAAUCGAUGACUGCAUUAGGUUUUUCGGGCCGAUCGGAAGCUCGAGUGUGCUGUUAUUUCGAGCUCAGGUCGACUUGGCUGCAGGGCAGUUAGACGAGGCUGUGGGGUUUGCUCAACGGGCUUCAAGGCUCGACCCGAACAACAAGGAGGUGCAUGCGGUGGUUCGGAGGAUGAAGGCGGCGGCGGCCGCCAGGACAUGUGGCAACGAGCUGUUUAAGGCGGCGAGGUAUUCGGAGGCCAUCAUUGCAUACGGCGAAGGGCUCGGUUUGGACCCGUAUAACGCGGUUUUAUUGUCCAACCGAGCCGCAUGA